GUUCUACAAGUUGAAAUUGCUUAUAAGGAGUGCUAAGUGUCCUAAUAAGUGGUUGAGAGACACAUCACCAUCACCAAAAAGUGCACAUAUACCCUUAUGUGCACGCCCGGGGGAACGCAGUAGAGAAAAAAAAAUGAAGAUGCAAUUGCAGUGCACGACGUCGCUAUUGACGCGUCCUGUUCGUCCGACAGCACGACAAGUGAGUGCGUGGCCAAGGGGAACAUCGUGUUCCUGCUUCAAUUUCGUAUGUAGUGCUCCACAUCCUCGUGGUCGUGAUUUUUCGUCUUCAACCUCCACAACAGCAGCUACCACAGUUGCAGCAGGUCCUAGUACCAGCACGACGAGGACAACGACUACAAAAAUUUCUACAACCUCCACAACAAAGCAUCAGCGAAACAAUGACGAGUGGUGGCUUAAGGCUCAAGCUGGAGGUCGCGUCUCAGGAGCAGUGUCAUCAUCUUCUGAGCAGAACGAGCAGGAGUCUAUUGAUUAUUUACAACAAUCACAAGCAACAGCAAGCGGACAACGAACGCAGCGACACCAGCGGCAAGGGCAUAGAAGAGGUGAUUUUGGAAACCAAUCACAAAGGCAGUGGCAGGAUAAUUACAAUAAUGUUGGUUACUCAAAAGGACAGAAGUUGUCCCCGCAAAGACAUCAGAAGGAGCAGUGGCAUCAUCAGCGAAAACAAGAGCUGUACCACGCACAUCCGACAACGCCGUCUACAUCUUCAUCGUCACUCUGGAACCGCACGCGCACAUCAGUUCCUCCGUCCAAUGCAAGCACUACUCCUGCAGAUGAAGAUGGCGCACCAGCACCUGUAAAGUACACCAGUACUAGCAUGCCCUCAAUGGUUGUUGUGCCCGGCAAAAUCUAUACUGGAAUCGUAUCACAGACAGCUGUGAGGCACGGAAGAGGGAAGAUUUCAAUGUUGGAGGAGGAGUCUGAUGAAACACAUGGAGCUGGUGGUCAACAAGGAGGUAUAAGACAGACUAUACGAGAAGUCCCAUUUGAUUUCUCUAAACUCUUGAGUGAAAGGGUGGCACGUAAAGGAGAUCGGGUCUCCUUUCAGCUAGAGGCAGUGCGCAAUGGGAACGGCGCUGGAAAUGAAGGUGAUGUGGUGGAAUACCAAGCAGUGGCGGUGGAUGUUAAGGCUGCUAGCAUGAGUCGUUUUCGAUCCUCUUACUCUUACAGUAGUUACAGAAGUUAGUAGGGACUAAGUUUCCAGUUGUUAUUGCAAGGGAAACAAGAGCUCCCCCUUCCGAGGACACUGAGGAUUUCUUCUAAUAUACGAGCUACUGGAGAAGAUGACACGACGAGGAAACACAAAGAAACGGACGGGGGUGACCGCAUAAAUGCACAUGUCGUUCGCGAAUUGUCGCAGAAACUGGACUUCACGAUUGCUGCACUUGAAGCAGAGGUCCUCGCCUGCAAGAUGGAACAGGCUCAAACUACCAUUGCCAUGAAAGAGCUCACGCAGAAGUUUCAUCAGCUUGCUGAGACGUUGACACGGGAAAAAAAGCAACUUUCUGAAGCUUUUGAGGUAGAAAGAGAGGAGAACAGAAGGAAACUUGCGGAACUAUCACAGGCCUACGUGGACGGCGUGUCAUUCAUGGUUAAGGUGAAAAGUGAAAAUUCUUCUUGUAUAUCAUUUUAUCUUUUCUUGGUGACCCGUCCAUGUUGCACAACAAGUACCAUGCGUUUGCGUCUAGCAAUUACGAUCACAUAAUCCUCCAUGACUCGUUUAACGCUAUCGUUUAGAGAUAUCUCACUUGUUGAUCAUGUGCCUGCUCUCUCAUACACAUUCCGACAUUGGCGAAGGAAGCUGCGCGUCACAACCACAACACCACGAAGUCUCCUGUGCAAGGGGAAGAUGAGCGUACUAGUAGCACAAGAAGUACAUCUGGUUCUGGCGUUGACGACCUUGACACGAUCAACUACCGAGGAGAAGAGUCUGAUCUGCCUGCAGACGGUAUGUGGUCGAAAAUUAGGGGGAAACUUGGGGGCUCAUGACUGUUUUCGAUGUCUUCAUAAAAACUGUUUCUUGUAAGAUGUACUACCAACUGGUGCUUCUAUUGGGCCGGCUCUUCAUAGUAAUCAUUGUCUUUAUCUGGUGGUUACACCAACUUACAUCACUAUCACACAACAUCACAUUCACUUUCACUUCAGCGGUACGGAUUUCCUUAACCACGCUGGACAAGAAUUUUCGCGCAUGAUAAAAACUCUCAUGAAAAUUUCUUACGCGUGACUCCACGAGCACGUGACGGUCCACGGAGGACGUUGUCUGGAUAUAUUAAGUAGGGGCUACAUCAAGAUCAAAGGCGAGCAGAAGCACCAUGCGACGGACUUGAUUAGUGGUUAUUUUUUUGGAUGACUUGUUGUAGUUCUAGUUUGUUG
Amoebophrya sp. A25 is the source of this 2394-nucleotide messenger RNA. The record is from the annotation of a GenBank genome assembly. Lineage: Eukaryota; Dinophyceae; Syndiniales; Amoebophryaceae.